Messenger RNA from Penicillium chermesinum, 1881 nucleotides. Its product is annotated as Major facilitator superfamily domain general substrate transporter. Gene Ontology annotation, molecular function: myo-inositol:proton symporter activity. Lineage: Eukaryota; Fungi; Ascomycota; Eurotiomycetes; Eurotiales; Aspergillaceae. The transcript is spliced from 7 exons. Bases 1 to 1881 code for a protein of 626 amino acids. Gene Ontology annotation, biological process: transmembrane transport. Gene Ontology annotation, cellular component: membrane. The record is from RefSeq and is a predicted model, not a curated record.
AUGGAGAAAGAUACUGUAUCUCAUGUUGAUGAUCCCGAACGCGUCAGCGGGGACCAGAGUGCCGCCGAGAAAGGCCAUCUUGAACAAAUCAACUUGAACAACAACAUUUCGGCUAAAAUCCCCCUAGCCGACUUGACUCAAGCCCAGGUCAUCCGCGAUGUGGAAGCAUUUGCACAAGAAUACAAUGUGACCGAGAUUCUACCCGAUUUGAAGAAGGGAGCGUUAGUGGCUCGCGAUCCCACCGAGUUCGAACACGUAUCCGACUUGACCGAGGCCGAGGUGACUGCGCUCCAUGAUGAAGUCAACCAUAAGUGGCGCCAGCCGAGGGCUCUCUACUUUACGAUUAUCCUGUGCUCCAUUGGAGCUGCUGUGCAAGGAUGGGAUCAGACUGGGUCCAAUGGCGCGAACCUUUCCUUCCCGGACGCCUUUGGGAUCCCUGAAUCAGCGAGUAUCCGAAACCAGUGGCUCGUUGGAGUCGUCAAUGCAGCGCCGUAUCUUGCCAGUGCCGGAUUGGGAUGCUGGCUGUCAGAUCCUUUCAACCGCCUCUUCGGGCGCCGUACGGUCAUCUUCAUCUCUGCUAUUUUCUGUGUCAUUGCCCCCAUUGGCUCUGCUUGUACGCAAAACUGGCCCCAACUCUUUGUGACUCGUCUACUCCUGGGACUGGGAAUGGGGCUCAAGGCUUCCACAAUUCCCAUCUACUGUGCAGAGAACACUCCAGCUGUGAUCAGAGGAGGGCUUGUGAUGUCAUGGCAGCUCUGGACUGCUUUCGGCAUCUUCCUUGGAUUCUGUGCGAACUUGGCUGUGAAGGACACCGGAGCUCUCUCAUGGCGCCUUCAGCUUGGGUCUGCUUUCAUCCCUGCUGUUCCUCUUUUGAUCGGCGUCUAUUUCUGCCCCGAGUCUCCUCGUUGGCACAUUAGGCGUGGAGAGAUGGGUAAAGCGUAUAAAAGUCUCCUUCGACUCCGCAACACUCCUUUGCAAGCUGCUCGGGAUCUCUACUAUAUCCACGCCCAGAUCCGAAUCGAGCAGGAUAUCAUUGGAGAUAGCAAUUAUUUGACUCGCUUCAUUGAGUUGUUUACCAUCCCCCGUGUUCGCAGAGCUACCCUCGCUUCAUUCACAGUGAUGAUCGCCCAGCAGAUGUGUGGAAUCAAUAUCAUUGCGUUCUACAGUUCAACGGUCUUUCAGAACGCGGGCGCUUCUACCACAGGGGCGCGUUUUGCGUCCUGGGGAUUUGGCCUUGUGAACUUUCUUUUUGCUUUCCCUGCCGUCUGGACUAUCGAUACCUGGGGUCGUCGAUCACUGCUUCUAUUCACCUUCCCUCAAAUGGCAUGGACCUUGCUCGCCGCUGGGUUCUGUUUCUAUGUUCCUGGCACUAACGGAGGCCAUCUGGGAUCGAUUGCGCUCUUUAUUUUCCUAUUCGCGGCAUUCUACUCCCCGGAGAAGGACCUGUCCCGUUCACGUACUCUGCCGAAGUAUUCCCACUGUCGCAUCGUGGUUGGCAUGUCAUGGGCCGUUGCAACCUGCCUUGGUUGGGCAGCUGUGCUGUCGAUUACAUUCCCCCGUAUGUUGGUGGCGAUGACGCCCACUGGAGCAUUUGGCUUCUAUGCUGGCUUGAACGUGACUGCAUUUGUCAUGAUCUUCCUUUGGGUUCCCGAGACCAAGCAACGAACUUUGGAAGAGCUGGACUAUAUUUUUGCAGUUCCUACCCGGGUUCACAUGCAUUACCAGGUUUUCAAGGUGCUCCCCUGGUGGUUCAAGCGCUAUAUUUUCCGCCAAAAUGUUGAGUUGGAACCUUUGUACAAGUUGGACCACUUGGCUGGCGGCGGUGAAUCCACUGUGGAAGCUCACUCUCGAGUGGAACUGCCAGAGAAAGUGAGCUUGUAA